Capra hircus (goat) is the source of this 1161-nucleotide messenger RNA. RefSeq names its product secretion associated Ras related GTPase 1B (gene SAR1B). Gene Ontology annotation, molecular function: GTP binding; GTPase activity. The coding region runs from base 37 to 633 and encodes 198 amino acids. NCBI's taxonomy places the organism in Eukaryota, Metazoa, Chordata, Mammalia, Artiodactyla, Bovidae. The record is from RefSeq and is a predicted model, not a curated record. Gene Ontology annotation, biological process: endoplasmic reticulum to Golgi vesicle-mediated transport; vesicle organization; membrane organization. The transcript is spliced from 7 exons. Gene Ontology annotation, cellular component: endoplasmic reticulum exit site; COPII vesicle coat.
CGUUUUCUCCAACCGCAGACCCUAUCAGAUUUGGCUAUGUCCUUCAUAUUUGACUGGAUUUACAGUGGUUUCAGCAGUGUGCUACAGUUUCUAGGAUUAUAUAAGAAAACUGGUAAAUUGGUAUUUCUUGGAUUGGAUAAUGCAGGAAAAACAACAUUGCUACACAUGCUAAAAGAUGACAGACUUGGACAACAUGUGCCCACGUUACAUCCCACUUCAGAAGAACUAACCAUUGCUGGCAUGACCUUUACAACUUUUGAUUUGGGUGGACAUGUUCAAGCUCGCAGAGUGUGGAAAAACUACCUUCCUGCUAUCAAUGGCAUUGUAUUUCUGGUGGAUUGUGCAGACCAUGAAAGGCUGUUAGAAUCAAAAGAAGAACUUGAUUCACUAAUGACAGAUGAAACUGUUGCUAAUGUGCCUAUACUGAUUCUUGGGAAUAAGAUUGACAGGCCUGAAGCCAUCAGUGAAGAGAGGUUGCGAGAGAUGUUUGGUUUAUAUGGUCAGACAACAGGAAAGGGCAAUGUAUCUCUGAAAGAACUGAAUGCCCGGCCCUUAGAAGUUUUCAUGUGCAGUGUGCUCAAAAGACAAGGCUACGGAGAAGGCUUCCGCUGGAUGGCACAGUACAUUGAUUAACACCAGCCCACAUCAGUUCCAGGUCUCACCAUUCAGGCCUACUCAGAGAUUUGAUCACUCAACAUGCAUAACUUGAAUUCAAUAGACUUUUAUUGUUGGUUAGAAAACAGAUGUUUUUUAGAUUAUUAAUAUUUUAUCAACUUAAUUUGAGUGAGAAUUGAAAACUGAUUCAAAUAAGUUUGAAUAUCACAUAUUAGCUUUCUAAUUCCAUAAAAAUACUUAGUUUUUACAGUUUAUAAUGUGACAUUACCCCCAGCACCAUUUUUGAACAGCAACUUUCCAGACAACAUUUGAAGCACUUUUUAAUAACAUGAAACUACAACUAUCAACCAUAUUUAAAAGCUCAUCAUGUUAAAUUUUUUAUGUAAUUUUUGGAACUAGUUUUUAAAUUUUAGAUUAUAUGUCCACCUAUCUUUAGUAAGCAGUUAAUAAUAAGCUUUUAUGACUGCAUGAUGCCUUACAGUUUCAAUUGUUUUUUUCUCAUGCAAACGUCAUGCAAUAAAACAAACCCUAGUGUUUGGCAUCCUU